AUGGCCAAAGAGACAUCAAAAGUCGGCCUGAAGCCGAAACACGCCAAAGAGGACGCCGAAGUCGAGACACAACGAGCUACAUCCCCCGAAAAGACACACAAGCCCGAUUCCAAAGACAAGAAGAAGCGCAGGAAGUCAUCCAGCGAGGCCGAUGGUGACGUGACGACCAAGAAGAAGCGGCGGCAUAGCACGGACGAUAAGCAGGACAAGGAGGACGACAAGCCGAAGAAAAAGAAGAAGAGAGUCUCCUUUGGCCCAGGCACGAAGACAAAGGACGCAGACAGUGAUAGCGACAGCGACAGUCCCGCUGACGAUGAGCAUGAUGACAAUGACAAUACCUCCGGGACCGUGAUGGACGCCAACUCCGAAGCCAAGGAAGCCGAGAACAAGUUGAUCGAGCAGAUGAAGAAGCGCAAGCGCGAGAAGAAGAAGGCACGCAAGACUGGAACUACAUCUACGUCUACAUCUUCCGAGCAGGUUCAUGAGACUCCUAUCCUCGGCUACCUGAGCUGGUACUACCGUGACCGCGCGUCGUGGAAGUUCCAGAAGAACCGCGAAACAAAUCUCCUCAAACACCUUUACUCGAUUGAGCACGUCCCCGUGCAAUACAACGUCCCCCUCUUGACCUACCUGCAAGGUCUGAAGGGUGACGCUGCCAAGACGCGGCUGAGCGACGGCGCAGUGGCAGUUCUCAAGGGUGACACCGCCGAAGCUGGCGCCGAGUACGAGCAGGCCGUUGACACAUUCCGGUCAUUGCUGCCCGAGAGCACAGAAGAACUAAAUGCCGCCGACUCAAUUGACGGCCUGGACUUGGAAGCGACCAAGCGCCUUCGAAAGAGACAACGGGCGGAGCUGGUCUUCUUCGCCGUCACGGGCGAGGUGUUCGAUCGGGAAGAGGUUGUGCGCAAGCAGAAAGAAGCUGCGCGGGCGGAAGCGCAGAAAAUCAAGAAGCGGAAGAAUCGGACUGUCGUUGUGGAUAUCUCCAGCAGCGAGAGCGACAGCGAUGCAGAGAAGCCUGUCCAGACGAAGAAGAGCGCUGCCAAGGCGGAGAGCAGUGAUGAUUAUACCAGCAGCAGUGGGAGCGAUAGCGAUGAUAGCACGAGCAGCAGUGGCAGCGACAGCGAGAGCGAAGCGCCUCCCGCGAAGAAACCUGCGCCUGCGCCUAACAAGUCCGCAUUGAAGAAGAAGGAUGUUCCGAAAUCUGUUGCUCCUGUGAAGGAAGAACCUGCUCCGCCGGCGCCUAGCAAGAACAAGAAGAAGCAAAAGCGCAAAGUCCGAACUACGCAGAUUGAGAUCUCGAGUAGCAGCGAGAGUGAUAGUGAUUGA
Molecule: messenger RNA, 1326 nt
Organism: Penicillium daleae
Lineage: Eukaryota; Fungi; Ascomycota; Eurotiomycetes; Eurotiales; Aspergillaceae
Product: WKF domain-containing protein
Exons: 1
Coding region: 1-1326 (441 amino acids)
Source: RefSeq, a predicted model, not a curated record